Messenger RNA from Grus americana (Whooping crane), 2892 nucleotides. RefSeq lists its product as uncharacterized. The transcript is spliced from 11 exons. Bases 1769 to 2878 code for a protein of 369 amino acids. The record is from RefSeq and is a predicted model, not a curated record. Lineage: Eukaryota; Metazoa; Chordata; Aves; Gruiformes; Gruidae.
CGUCCCUCCCUUGGGGAUGCCGUCGACUGCAGCCGCCUCGCCUGUGCCUGGCCUGGCUCGCCUCGUGGCGUGGGGGCGAAAAGGGACAGGCGGCGGAGCGCUUACCGGCCGUGGACAGGAGCUGCCCUAAGGGAAGCUGGAAUGGCCAGAGAAAGGUGAAGAAGAAGAAGAAGAAGAAGAGAUGGAAGGCUCUCCGGCCGGCAGCUGCCUCCCGCUGCAGGCAAGAGAGCGCCUGCCUCGCCGGGCGGAGGACAGCCGAGCGACCGGAGUGACAGCAAAGGAAAGGCGGAGAGCAGGAGAAAGAAGCGUCUGCGUUGGCAAGCUCUCCCGGCAGCGCCGAGAGCCAGAGCUGCGGUGCUGCUGCGCCGAUGCUCCGUACGUUCGCAGUAACGGGUAGAGCGGAAGGCUCUGUGGCCAGGGAAGAGCGGCACGGACACGUUCCUGCUCGCUCCGUUGCACCGGAAUUUCGACGGCUGGGUUCGGCCGCUAAAUUGAUGGCGCUACCGGAAGAAAUUUCAGAAAAGCCGCGCUGAGGACGUGGUUGCCCGUCCCUCCCUUGGGGAUGCCGUCGACUGCAGCCGCCUCGCCUGUGCCUGGCCUGGCUCGCCUCGUGGCGUGGGGGCGAAAAGGGACAGGCGGCGGAGCGCUUACCGGCCGUGGACAGGAGCUGCCCUAAGGGAAGCUGGAAUGGCCAGAGAAAGGUGAAGAAGAAGAAGAAGAAGAAGAGAUGGAAGGCUCUCCGGCCGGCAGCUGCCUCCCGCUGCAGGCAAGAGAGCGCCUGCCUCGCCGGGCGGAGGACAGCCGAGCGACCGGAGUGACAGCAAAGGAAAGGCGGAGAGCAGGAGAAAGAAGCGUCUGCGUUGGCAAGCUCUCCCGGCAGCGCCGAGAGCCAGAGCUGCGGUGCUGCUGCGCCGAUGCUCCGUACGUUCGCAGUAACGGGUAGAGCGGAAGGCUCUGUGGCCAGGGAAGAGCGGCACGGACACGUUCCUGCUCGCUCCGUUGCACCGGAAUUUCGACGGCUGGGUUCGGCCGCUAAAUUGAUGGCGCUACCGGAAGAAAUUUCAGAAAAGCCGCGCUGAGGACGUGGUUGCCCGUCCCUCCCUUGGGGAUGCCGUCGACUGCAGCCGCCUCGCCUGUGCCUGGCCUGGCUCGCCUCGUGGCGUGGGGGCGAAAAGGGACAGGCGGCGGAGCGCUUACCGGCCGUGGACAGGAGCUGCCCUAAGGGAAGCUGGAAUGGCCAGAGAAAGGCGGAGGACAGCCGAGCGACCGGAGUGACAGCAAAGGAAAGGCGGAGAGCAGGAGAAAGAAGCGUCUGCGUUGGCAAGCUCUCCCGGCAGCGCCGAGAGCCAGAGCUGCGGUGCUGCUGCGCCGAUGCUCCGUACGUUCGCAGUAACGGGUAGAGCGGAAGGCUCUGUGGCCAGGGAAGAGCGGCACGGACACGUUCCUGCUCGCUCCGUUGCACCGGAAUUUCGACGGCUGGGUUCGGCCGCUAAAUUGAUGGCGCUACCGGAAGAAAUUUCAGAAAAAAAGGGUGGCUUUUUCGUCGAUCUCUUUGUCAGAGUAUCAAAUCAGGCGGCGGUAAAUACGUAGAAGCAACUAGGCGUACUACGGCGUGUACCGGACAGCGUUGGCGUGCCGCUCUGCUAGCAGCGGAGAGCCAGAUGAGGAUGCCCGUGAUAUGAGAAAAGCUCUGUCCAGAGAUAUGGAGACGAAAUCAGUUGUACCUCACCCUGUGACACCGGAAGACAUUGAGUAAGUGUAAGCUGUGAUGCUCAGUGAAAUUACUAAGAGCGUUAAGUUUCCCGUGCCUUUGCUUUCACUCUCCCAUUCUCUUGUCUUGCGGCACGUCGCAUUUUUUGAGGCCGUGGAAGCGACACCGGGAGCGAUGGGUUGUCAGAACCAGGUCCUCCUGCCUGUCGCUGGUUUUGCUUACCUUCGCCGUCUCUGUGUACCAGCCUGCGUCUCUCUCUCUGUUCCUCAAUCCCUGUCCUCUCUUCUCUGUUCUGCUUUGUUUCACUGCGUAUGUCCCGUUCCCUGUCCCACCUUUAUCCUUCCUUCCUUCUUCCUCGCCUUUUUCUUUGUCCUUUUGUCCUGCUCCCCGACCCUGUUUCUCGCUCCAUCUGACCGUCCUUUUCCUGGCACCUUUGUGUCUCUGCUCCUUGCCCCCGUCUUUCUCUCCCCUCUGCCCAGUCCUCGUCUCCCUCUUUUGUCUCUCUGCCCCUCUGUCCUGCUCCCUGCCCCUCUUUUUCUCACCCUGCCCCAGCGUCCCGCUCCCCGGUCCUCUUUCCCUCUGUUGCGCUCUCCUUCUCCCUGCUCCCCAGCCCGCUUCUCUCACGCUCCCGCUUCCUUUUUUUAUUCUCUGUUGCUCUGUCCUGCUCCCCGUGCCGCUGUCCCUCGCCGUACCUCUCGGUCCGGCUCCCUGCCCUUAUUCUCUUUUCCUCCCUCGCCGUGGCGCUGCCCGCCCAGGGUCGUUUCUGCCUCUCUGUCCCGCUCCCCGUCCUGGUUUGUCGGUCGCCGUCCCGCUGCCUCUCUUCCUGCCGCUUCUUCCUCCCUCUCUGUCAGGCUCCCUGUCCCCGUCCUUCACUCGCCGUCCCUUUCCUUGCCUCGUGCUUUCUCGCUCGCCGCCGCCCCCCCCCCCAUCCAGCUGGCUGCCACUUUUCUCCUCUCAGCCAGCGUCCUGCAGCUGGCUCCUCGGUUUUGGCGGCAGCCUGCACAUAGCAGCCCAGCUCUCCAGCAGCCUGACGGACCGACCGUGUGUCUGUUCCACGCCGGACUGGCGAGCGUGGCUCUGGGUAGGACAGCCGAGGUGCCCCAGGGCCGGGCCCCGAGCCCCGGUGCGGAGUCUCUCCCGGGACCGGCUCUGUGUGUGACUGAAUAAACGCUUGCGGUCUC